UGGAGAACAGUCACUCCUCCUUAGAAACAGCAAGGGUUUCAGUUGUCAAUGGGACGCGGCCACCAGAGCCUGCUAACGGUUAGCAUUUGAAUUGCAGUUACCGCCAUUAGAAGACCUUCUUUUCUCAGGCUGCGGCUGGCCUGUAAUAUCAACAAACAGAGACUCCGAUUUGACAAACCCUACUCACCCCAUGGAAACUACAACCUAGAAAAAAGCUCAUGCAAAAGAGAUGCAGCUGAACACUCAUGCUUCUCGUCCCCCGUAUGCCCACAUACAUGGAACGCCAUCUUGUCAACUUACUUCACUCUUCUCUUCACAUAAACCAGUUCAAGCAAGUUCACGCUCUCAUCAUCACACAGUACCCCACUCUCGCUCCUACCCUCAUUCAAAAACUCCUAAAGGUAUCAUUUGUUGAUUAUGGUCGUCAAUUGUUCGACCAAAUUCCUCACCCAGACCAAUAUUUAUAUAAUACUUUUAUAUCUGCAUACACCAAGCUUUCUUUGAACAAAGAAGCCGUGGAAUGUCUCUUUUUGAUGCACCGUAACGAAAUCCAGAUAGAUUGUUUUGCCAUUCCGCCUGCUCUGAAGUCGUGCUCUUCAUUGUUGGCGACCAAUGUUGGGAAACAAAUUCAUUCUUUGGUAAUAAACUGUGGGUUCGAUUCAAAUGUUUUUGUUCAGACAGCUUUGAUGGAUUUCUAUGCCAAGACUGGUGAUCUGGAUUCGGCUAGACAGAUUUUUGAUGGGAUUUUAAUUAAGGAUCCCGUUUCUUAUAAUUGCUUGAUUUCUGGGUAUUCUAAAUCAGGCAAUGUUUUAGCGGCACGAGAACUGUUUGAUGAGAUGAAGGAAAGAACCAUUGUUUCAUGGAAUUCUAUGAUUUCAUGCUAUGCACAUAAUGGUGAUUGUCUUGAGGGGUUAAGAAUUUUUGAAAGAAUGCAGGUGGAAAAAUAUCCUCCCAAUGAAAUCACUCUAGUGACUGUGCUCUCUAUGUGUGCUAAAUUGGGUGACCUAGAGACGGGGUUGAGAGUUAAGAAGUUGAUUGAUGAUAACAAUUUGGGCGCUGGAAUGAUAAUUUCAACUGCAAUUAUGGAAAUGCUUAUAAAAUGUGGGUCAGUUGAUGAAGCACGUGAAGAAUUUGACAAAAUGGUUGGUCGAGAUGUUGUUGCAUGGAGUGCUAUGAUUUCUGGUUAUGCUCAGAAUGGGAGAUCAAAUGAGGCACUUGAGCUUUUUGAACUUAUGAAAAAUGAACAAAUUAAACCUAACAAUGUUACACUUGUGAGCAUUCUAUCUGCUUGUGCUCAGUUGGGCUCUGUUGAAGCUGGUGAGUGCAUUGGUAACUAUGUAGAGAGUCUAGAAUUGUUUUCAAAUGUUCAUGUGGCCUCAGCACUAUUGGGUAUGUAUUCUAGGUGCGGAAAUAUCAUAAAAGCUCGUCAAGUAUUUGACAGAAUGCCUUGCAGAGAUAUUGUUACGUGGAACUCAAUGAUUGCUGGCCUAGCAUUUAAUGGUUUUGCAGAGGAUGCAAUUGCUCUUUUUGAAAAAUUGAUGGAAACUGAGGUGAGACCAGAUGAUGUAACAUUUGUGGGGCUUUUAACAGCUUGCACCCAUUCAGGUCUUGUUGAUCUAGGCCUUGAGUUCUUCAGAAGCAUGAGAUCAGAUCAUGAUAUUUCACCAAAGAUAGAACAUUAUGCUUGUAUAGUUGAUCUUUUUUGUAGAUCAGGAAGAUUAAAAGAGGCCUAUGAUUUUAUAUGUAGGAUGGAAAUAGAGCCGAAUGUUGUGAUAUGGGGUACCUUAUUGAGUGCUUCUAACAUCCACAGGAAUGUAGAGCUUGCUGAGCUCUCAGUUCAGAAAUUACUGAUGUUAGAGCCUGAAAAUUCUGGGAACUAUGUCCUUCUUUCCAACAUGUAUGCCAGUGUGGGCAGAUGGAGAGAAGCGUGGAUGUUGCGGAAGUUGAUGAAGGAUAAAAACGUGCAAAAGACACCUGCGUAUAGCUGGGUAGAAGUGGGGGAUAGGGUUCAUAGGUUUCUAGUUGGGGACACGUUGCAUCCUAGAUCUGAUGAAAUCUUUUGCGUUGUUUAUGGUUUGGCAAUGCAGUCAAUUUGGGCUGGUUAUGACUUGGAACCUAACUUACAGUGCAGUUAAUUAGACAAGAAGCCAGAAGAUGCUGGCUAGUGGAGCUUUUGAAGUCUGUUGGACUGUGUUUGGCAGUCGGCAGGCCUUUCUUUAAGUCUUGGUUGGUGCUCGAGCACCCUUUUCUGAUUACCUAUCUAAAAGAAAAAAAUUCAGCUGAAAGAUUUUAAUUUCAAAUCUGCACUCAAACAUUUUGGCAAUGAGCUGUCCAGAAAGAUGUGAAUGCUCCUGCCCUAGCAGGAUCAGAGAGGAGGUCUUUGGCCUUGGAUAUCUUGUAUUAAGGCUACCCAAAAGCAGAAUAGAAUUUAUAUGGUGUUUAGGUAUAUUACCUUGUUAACCAACAUUUCAGUGGAUGUCACCUUUGGAGAAGACAUCGUGUCUCUGGAUUAGAUGUCCUGAAUUGAAUUUUUAACGGUUGUCAAAUGGUUUAAAACGUAUUCUACAUGUUGAAGUGCAAAAUCAAUUUCUGUUCUUUUUCCUA
Molecule: messenger RNA, 2604 nt
Organism: Malania oleifera
Lineage: Eukaryota; Viridiplantae; Streptophyta; Magnoliopsida; Santalales; Ximeniaceae
Product: pentatricopeptide repeat-containing protein At1g08070, chloroplastic-like
Exons: 1
Coding region: 246-2135 (629 amino acids)
Biological process (GO): RNA modification
Molecular function (GO): RNA binding; protein binding
Source: RefSeq, a predicted model, not a curated record